AUAAGGAUUUGGUCUCUGUCUUCCUCCCUCGUUCAUUUUUCAUUAUAUCUUAACCCUUUCCCACCAAUCCCUUUGAAUACCCAACUCGGUCAAACUGGGAUGGCUGUCCCGUUUCAGCUUCAAGCCCAUUGAAGCCAAGCUAUGGUUGAAACAUAUUACGCUGUGUCUCCUCUGUUUCUUUGACCAGUCCUGGGUUUGACGUCUGAAAAGGGAUAUAUUUUUUUUUAAAAAGAUCAUUGGGUGUUCGGAACUCGAAUAAAAAGAUCAAUCAUAUGAAAUCUUUUAAGCAGUCUUUUUACGGGUCAUUCUUAAACAUAACGGACAUAGCCUUUUUUUUUUCCCUCAUUGCUUCCUUAAAAAAUCUCGGGGGUUUGAGGAUCCUGGUGGUGUUGGGAGAUUACUUUGAAAAGCCGAAUAAUAUACAAAGUUCCGAGCUUCAUAGUCGAAGAAAAAUGGCGGGUCGUAGAAGAAAGAGGCACCACUUCAGCAGAAUCCAUGCGUUUACGUGUGGGAAAGCAUCGUUUAGAGGGGAGCAUUCGCUCAUUGGAGGCCCUGGAUUCUCCAGGAUAGUGUUAUGCAACGAACUAGAACGCGUGGAGGAUUAUGGCGAUAAUUACGUGAGAACUACUAAAUAUACACUAGCCUCGUUCCUCCCAAAGUCGUUAUUCGAGCAAUUUAGGAGGGUUGCUAACUUCUAUUUCCUCGUAUGUGCGAUCUUGUCCUUCUUCCCUGUUUCUCCUUAUUCAGCUGUCAGCAACGUUCUUCCUCUGGUGGUGGUGGUCGCUGUAAGUAUGGGUAAAGAGAUGGUUGAAGACUGGAAACGCAAACAGCAGGAUAUUGAGAUGAAUAACAGAAAGGUUAAAGUCCAUCGCGGAGGAGGCGAUUUUGAUCAGUCUAAAUGGAGGGAUCUAAAAGUUGGAGACAUAGUAAAGGUGGAGAAAGAUGGUUUUUUUCCUGCUGACCUCGUAUUAAUUUCAUCGAGUUAUGAUGAUGCUGUUUGCUAUGUUGAGACCAUGAAUCUUGACGGAGAAACAAAUCUUAAGCUGAAACAAGCACUGGAAGAAACUUCCGUAUUGCAAGAAGAUUCAAGCUUUCAGAAUUUCAAAGCUAUGAUCAAAUGUGAAGAUCCAAAUGCAAAUUUGUACUCCUUUGUGGGCACUCUGCAGCUAGAAGAUCAACAGUACCCUCUUGCACCUCAGCAGCUUCUUCUUAGGGACUCAAAGCUGAGGAAUACCGAUUUUAUUUAUGGCGUGGUUAUCUUUACAGGUCAUGAUACAAAGGUUAUGCAGAAUUCAACAGAACCUCCCUCUAAGAGAAGCAAACUUGAGAAACGAAUGGAUAAGAUAAUCUACUUCCUGUUCUCUGUCUUGUUCAUCAUUUCUCUUAUUGGAUCCAUUUUCUUUGGAAUAUCAACUAGGCAAGACCUUGAAAAUGGAAGAACAAAAAGAUGGUACCUUAGACCAGAUAAUACGACAGUCUACUAUGAUCCAAAUCAAGCUGCAGUUGCAGCAAUUUUGCAUUUCUUGACUGCGCUUUUGUUAUAUGGUUACUUGAUUCCCAUUUCCUUAUAUGUUUCGAUAGAAAUUGUGAAAGUUCUUCAGAGCAGAUUCAUUAACCAAGAUGUGACCAUGUAUUAUGAAGAAACUGACAGGCCAGCUCAUGCUCGCACCUCAAAUUUGAAUGAAGAACUUGGCCAAGUUCGUACCAUACUUUCAGAUAAAACAGGAACUUUGACCUGCAAUUCUAUGGAAUUUAUCAAGUGUUCCAUUGCUGGGGUUGCAUAUGGUCAUGGAGUUACAGAAGUUGAGAGAGCUCUUGCUAGAAGAAAAGGAUCUCCUUUAUUUCAAAAUUUGACAGAUGAGGAUGAUCAUGUUGCAGGAAAGCCAUCUAUCAAAGGAUUUAACUUUGUAGAUGAAAGAAUCAUGAAUGGAAAUUGGUUCAAUGAGCCUCAUGCAAAUGAAAUCCAGAACUUUCUGCGUUUGCUGGCAGUAUGCCAUACUGCAGUACCUGAAGUUGAUGAAGAAACAGGUAAAGUCUCAUAUGAAGCAGAAUCACCAGAUGAGGCAGCUUUUGUGAUUGCUGCAAGAGAACUAGGGUUUGAAUUUUAUGAAAGGACACAGGCAGAAAUUUCGAUACGUGAGUUUAACCUCAAAUCAAAAAUGAAGGAGGAAAGAUCCUACAAACUCUUGAACAUAAUAGAAUUUAGCAGUGCAAGAAAGCGGAUGUCUGUAAUUGUUAGGGAUGAGGAGGGGAAAUUGUUGCUACUUUCCAAAGGUGCUGAUAGUAUCAUGUUCGAAAGACUUGGAAAGAAUGGAAGGAUGUUUGAGGAGAAGACUAAGAAGCAUGUUGAUGAGUAUGCUGAUGCUGGUCUGAGGACAUUGUUACUUGCAUAUCGCACGCUUGAUGAGGAAGAAUAUAAUCAAUUUAACAUAGAAUUCACGGAGGCCAAGAACUUGGUUAGUGCAGAUCGGGAGCAGAUUAUAGAGGAAGUAGCUGAAAAGAUUGAGAAGGAUUUGAUUCUUCUUGGUGCUACUGCAGUUGAAGACAAACUUCAAAAUGGGGUCCCUGAAUGCAUUGAUAAAUUAGCACAAGCUGGAAUUAAGCUAUGGGUUUUGACUGGUGAUAAGAUGGAGACAGCAAUCAAUAUUGGAUUUGCUUGCAGUUUACUAAGACAAGGAAUGAAGCAAAUUAUAAUUAGCUCAGAUACUUCAGAAAUCAAAUCACUGGAGAAAACGGAGGACAAGUCUGCUGCUGCAAUUGCUAUUAAGGCAAGUGUUCUUCGUCAGAUAAAGGAAGGAAUGGCAUUUCUUUCUAAGUCACAUGAAAACUCUGAGGCAUUAGCUCUAAUCAUCGACGGGAAGUCUCUUGUUUACGCACUACAGCAUGAUGUGAAGGACAUGUUUCUCGAACUUGCAGUUGACUGUGCAUCUGUUAUAUGCUGUCGUUCGUCUCCCAAACAGAAAGCACUUGUUACAAGACUAGUAAAGAGUAAAACUGGUAGUACAACUCUUGCAAUUGGUGAUGGGGCAAAUGAUGUUGGAAUGCUCCAAGAAGCAGACAUUGGAAUUGGCAUCAGUGGUGUUGAAGGAAUGCAGGCAGUUAUGUCAAGUGACAUCGCGAUUGCCCAAUUUCGGUUUCUUGAGCACCUACUUCUUGUGCAUGGACAUUGGUGUUACAGAAGGAUAUCAAAAAUGAUCUGCUACUUCUUUUACAAGAAUAUUGCCUUCGGCUUCACUCUCUUCUUCUUUGAGAUGUAUGCAUCAUUCUCAGGGCAAGCAGCCUACAACGACUGGUUCCUGACACCGUACAAUGUAAUCUUCACUUCACUUCCGGUGAUUGCCUUGGGAGUGUUUGACCAGGAUGUCUCCGCUAGAUUAUGUCUCAAGUUUCCACUACUAUAUCAAGAAGGUGUCCAAAAUGUCCUGUUUAGCUGGAAAAGAAUUCUUGGUUGGGUUUUCAAUGGCCUGUUGACUUCUACUAUCAUCUUCUUCUUCUGUACCAAAGCAAUGGAGCAUCAAGCCUUUCGAAAGGGCGGUGAAAUUGUAGGCCUAGAAAUCCUGGGAGCCACCAUGUACACGUGUGUUGUUUGGGUGGUAAACAGUCAAAUGUCAUUAUCUAUAAGCUACUUCACGUACGUACAGCAUAUAUUCAUAUGGGGUGGCAUUCUAUUGUGGUACAUAUUCCUCUUGGCAUAUGGAGCCAUGGAUCCCACCAUUUCAACCACCGCCUACAUGGUCUUCAUUGAAGCUCUUGCUCCUUCCCCAUCUUACUGGUUCAUUACUUUGCUUGUGCUUUUUUCCUGCCUUCUUCCAUACUUCGCCUAUUCUUCCAUCCAGAUGAGGUUUUUCCCUAUGUACCAUCAAAUGAUACAAUGGAUAAGAAAUGACGGGAAGACCAGGGAUCAAGAAUACUGUGAUAUGGUGAGACAGAGAUCUAUACGACACACGACCGUUGGGUACACGGCUCGUUUUGAAGCAUCCAAACGAUUCGAAGACAAGCCUCAUCAGCAGCAGCAUCACUAAAUGGCUUCUUUGCUGUAUCUGUAGCAUUAAUAGUGAAGAGUAUAGUGUAAAAUUUUUCCAGAGGCAAUCUUUCACUGAUCGUACAUAUUAAUUUCAGAUAUGGAUCGUACAUAUUAAUAGUGAAAAAACAUGUUAGAGAUGUGGUGAAUAACGUCAUGUGAUGGUCUCUGCGGUGCCUCUGAUUUCUGUGGCCAUCUUUGAGAUCAGAUGGAAAAUUGUAGUCAAUAAUACCCAGUGAUAAGUUCAAGUGUAGCAUGGGGGAAUAGUCAAUUCAUUUGUAAUCUUUGAUUCUUUCGUGUACAUGAGUGAGGUGUCAUUGUAUUAUGAUGUAAUUUUGAAGUUGAAUUCAUUCAAAUUUUUCCAACCA
Molecule: messenger RNA, 4389 nt
Organism: Prosopis cineraria
Lineage: Eukaryota; Viridiplantae; Streptophyta; Magnoliopsida; Fabales; Fabaceae
Product: putative phospholipid-transporting ATPase 9
Exons: 11
Coding region: 273-4022 (1249 amino acids)
Biological process (GO): phospholipid translocation
Cellular component (GO): plasma membrane
Molecular function (GO): ATP binding; ATP hydrolysis activity; magnesium ion binding
Source: RefSeq, a predicted model, not a curated record